AUGGAUAAACUAAAUAAAUCACUUGAAUUUUUAAAAUUACUUUCAACAACAGCGUCAGAAACAUUAAUAAUCAACGUGGACACAUUAUUUACAACAUGUGAUGAAAAUGAUUAUAAUGUACAAUUGACUGCUGAAGAAAAUCUUAAUAAAUUUAAUUUAAAAGAAGCAGAUUUAACAAGAAUUCCGGUUGAAUUAUAUCGAACUAUAAAACAUAAUCCUAAUGUUGGGCCAAAUGCUUUAAAAGGUGUUGUGGUGAUUUGCCGAAUUAGCAAAUGUAAUACAUUCCAAAAAGAUUCAACCAUUUUAUCAGAAUAUUAUGAACUUAUUUUUCGUAGUCUUGGUCGACCGAUUAAUGAUAAAGAAAUUAAAGAACAUCUCAUGCCCUAUUCGGCAAAUAUGUUAUCCCAUGGUUAUGGCACGUUUUCUAAUGGCAAAUAUCAAUCACUUGAACAUCAAAAUCAAAAUGCUAGUACACAUUUAAUAAUUGAUUAUCUUGAUUUAAUAAAAAAAAUGAUUCAAUUACUUCGUUAUUCAAAUUUAUUUGAUUUUGGUGAAUUAUUAAUUUCAACUGAAAUUGGAUGUAUAGAAAAAUCUUGUGUUAGUGAAGCCUUAAAAACAGAUAUUACAUAUCUUUUAUCUUUAUGUGAACACGGUGAUCUACAUUUACGUGGUGCAUGUGAAAAUUUACUUGUUACAUUAAUUCAAACAACAAAUCAUCUUUUAACACUAUCAUCAUUAUCAAAUUCAUUUAAUAAUUCUUUUAUUAAUGAAUGUUCACUUAUAUCAACUGAUUCACAAGAUAGUUCAAGUCAUGCAUUUACAAUCAUAGGAGUUGAAUUAUUAGAAGAUUCUAUUCAACAUACUACAAGUUCCUGUAUUCUUGCUAAAUUUGCUCUAGCUCAACUUAUGGAUGAUAUUGAUUUUCGAAUAUUAACUUAUCCUGAACAACAAUUAAAACAACAGUACCCUGAUAUACGUGUUCGUCAAGCAACUGCUUCGACUUUUGCUAAUCUUAAAAAAUGUAUUAAUACAAAUGAAAGUGAUUUUCAAGCUGCUGUACUCGAUUUACUUGUUCAAUUAUUUUUAAUUCGUGUUAAUUAUGUUAUUGCUAAUAGUGUUCAAAUUGAAGAUGAUAAAUGGAAACGUCUUUCACGACAAAUUGUCGAUUUACUUCUUGCUCAUUUACAAUCUCAGGUUAUUUUUGUUCAAAUAGGAUCAAUCACUUUUGGAUAUUUAUUCCACAUAAUUAACACUAUUUGAUGUUGUCUCAUCAGUUGCAUUACGAUCAAUUGGUCCAUUUGUUAUUGCUUUUCGAGCAUUAGUAAAUAGAAAUGUUCGUUGUUUUUAUUUAUAAAAUUUUUCUGUAGUUUACAAUUUUUUAGAAUGUCAAUUGUCAAUCUACAAAUCGAUAGUUAAUCAAUAUAAAUAUAAUACUUCGAUGUCUUGUACAAAAUUCAACUGAAGAUGCUAUAUUAACACAAUAGAAUGACGUUUUAUUAUCAGUUAAUGGAACAUGAGAUGAAACUUUAGUGCGUAAGUAUUCGAAAUGAUUUUAUUUAUAAUUUAAAAACUAUUAUUCUCGUUUUUGUUUUCAGAGCUCUUCUUCGUGUUUUACAUGGCAUAAUAUUAUGAAUUUUAACUAAUACUCGACAAUUAUGUGGUCAAAUCACUACAAAAUUAGUUUCUCUUGCAUCCGAUUAUCUUUAUGUACAUAUCACCCAUUAAUUUGAAGAUAAAACUUUCCUGCAAUUCAUUAAUUACUAAUGCCCUAGCGAAAAACAUUUGACUUUAAAAUUCCUAUGCUUAUAUAAGAUCUAUAAUUUUAUUUUAGUUAAACAAUUUCGAACAAUUGUAAAUGAUUUUCAUCAAUUAUGAAUUCAUGAUGAAACUCUACAUUGUCUUGAGACAUUUUCAUAUUUAACUAUUUUAAAUGAAUGUUUUAAAUUAUUAUGAUCAUCAUUUUAUAUCUCAUUAUUAUUACAAUGGAUACAUAUUCUGAAUAUGCUUGAUUAUACACAAGAAGCAUGCUGGUCACCGACAUUAACACCAUCAUCAUCAAGAAUAAAUUUAUCUAAUAAGUGGUCAAUUACAAUCUUAUUGUGAUUUAAUAUAUCAUCAUGAAUUAUAUGUUGAACAUUUUACAUCAAUAACAACACAUUAUCAAUUAUUAUUAUUAUUUUUUAUUUGAUGUUAUAUAUCAUACAUCAGUUGCAAGUCAUUUAUUUUUUUUUGUGAAGGAAUAGAUUUAGAUGAAAAUGGUCUUAUAUUAGUUUUAUUAAUUGAACAAUUUCUUCCAUUACCAUUAAAUAAACAAUUAUGACCUAAAUAUAUACCAUAAAUUUUAUAAAUAUUAUCAAUAACAACAUCAAUUGAUAUUAUUACAGAAGAUUUUAAUAAUCUUAAUUGUCAUAUGAAUAUAACAAGAAAAAUUUAUGCACAAAUGCUUAAAAAUAUAACUUAUAAAAAAUGAUUACCAUUAAUGAUGUCACCGGUAUAUUUUAGUUUAAUUUAUCGAAAUAAAUAAAUAUAUAUGUAUAAUAAAAAUUUUAAU
Rotaria sp. Silwood1 is the source of this 2551-nucleotide messenger RNA. The record is from the annotation of a GenBank genome assembly. Lineage: Eukaryota; Metazoa; Rotifera; Eurotatoria; Philodinida; Philodinidae.